UGUAGACAACACUGCUGAUAGCAGUGCAUACAGUUUGAGAAAAGUGGUCGGUUGGAUGUGCACAGAAGGGAUGUCCGAUGAAGGCGACGUGGAUAUGACAAAGCAGUUGAAGGGUGGAACAUACAUGUCAGCCGAUUUCAAGCAGAUGAUGAUGACACAGGCGAAGAAAUGGGGAAUGCUUGUUGAAGGUUCUAAGGACGAAAUGAAGAGCGGUGCAGCAAAAAUUUUAGUACUCUCGCGUUUGAAGGACAUAGUGCAAGCUUCCCCGCAAGACUUCCAAGAACUUCCAGUAAUUAUUGCAAACGGGGUGAAGUAUGUUUUACUCGACCAACUGGUGGAUUUCAUGAAAAAGAAACCUGACGAUCGCAAUGUCAUACAUGAGGCAUUGCAUGAUGUGAUAGAGCAAGCACUGACGGGCAAGGACCUCAUUACGUACAGGGUGCGGAGUAUGGACGAUGAUGUCGUAUGUGGUACUCCAUUGUGGGAUGGAAUGUUCAUGGCAGCUUUGCAUCGCCUCAGCAUUGCGACUUCUGAGGUGGACAGAAAUAGGUCAAGGGAAGAAGGAUGGAAGUUGGUGGCCAGGGAAGCAGAUGUUGCACUUUAUGCAGCAGAUGGACACGCUUCAACAGGGGAAGAAAUUGUGAGAACAACCUCCAUCGUGCGUUCUCCAAUAAACACAAUGUCGAAGGAGGAGGUAGAAGAAGAAGAUGUGUUCAAUGACUGGACAAUGACAGAACAACAACGGGAACGAGGGUUCGAAGACUCUACUUUACCGAUCGAUUUCGAAUAUGAGAUUGAAGAAACAAGAGUGAUCAACAAUGAAAAAGAUGAGAGAGCGCCUAACAAUAAGGUGGAAGUGAGUGGCAGCGAUGUGAGGAGCGACGAGGAGGGUGAGGAAUAUGAUGCAUUUUGGGAUAUGGAAGCAGGGGGAGGACAAGCGUCAAAAAGGUGGGCACAUGCGAUUCUAAGGUUGGCACGGGGCAAUCGGUCAAGAGGUAUGGUUGCAGAGGCUGGAAAGAGGUCCGAGAGGAUGGACGAGGAACACUUGUUCCCGUUCACGUGGACAUCAAGAAGACAUGUCAUAGCGAUAACGAAACGAGACGUAUUGCGAUUGGGUGCGAAGCAGUGGCUGAACGACGACGUGAUCGAUAUGUACUUACAGUCCGUCUAUGAAGAACUUUUCCCUGCACAGGACAAUACGACACUUCAUGUUUGCACAACUUUCUGGCAUCCCGCAGUGAUCGCCAAUCAGAAGGUUUAUGUUUUGAAAGCAGGAUGGCAGGAGUGGAUCAAAAGUAGACCUGCAAAGCUGCAUCGAUUGAGUAAUGAACUGCGAACGACAAGUAUUGUUCUUAUCCCUGUGAAUCAUAAAAACCAUUGGAAAUUGCUCUUGCUACUGAAUGUCGGUCGGUUUUUGGCAGUCACGGAGGACAAUGAUGGCCAGAAACGACCUGUUGCAAUCGUCAUGGAUUCCUUUCAACAGAGCGGCCGACAGGAAUGAAAGGUGUUGCACACAUUUUUGUGGUAUGAAUCCCUCAACGAGGUAGACAAAGCAGGGGUGUUGACUACCGAGACCGUAGACACGUCGUGGGUGACAUGUAGAGAUCUACUUGGAUCUAACAUAGUAUAUGCGGAAUGUUCACAACAGACCAAUACGUCAGACUGUGGUGUUUACGUUUCUUGCUUGGCAGCACAAUUGAUGCGAAAGCUAGCAAACGUGGCCAACAGAACGAACAUAACCGCAAAAUAUAUAACAAAAGUUGUUAGCGCGA
Molecule: messenger RNA, 1772 nt
Organism: Chara braunii
Lineage: Eukaryota; Viridiplantae; Streptophyta; Charophyceae; Charales; Characeae
Source: the annotation of a GenBank genome assembly